UUUAUUUUGAUCCAAGAAAUCUUUGACAUAGUAAGCUUGGGAGUUUCCUUUCAUAAUUAACGACAUACUACACCCUCAAAAUAGAAUUCAGAGCAGCCGGAUAUAGAAAUUUAUAGAGAAAAUGAUAUCUUUUCUAUUGAAUCGCCGAGUUUUUCGUGCCUAUACGAUUUCCUCAAGAAUUAUUCGAGUUCAUAGAGGCUUAUCGGAAGUUAAGAGCAUAAGUGAUGCCUUGAAAGUAGCUGAUAAAACAGUGAAUAGGAAGCUGGUGAACAUUUUCGGAACUCCCAACAUAAAAGAUGUAGCAUAUUACAGUGAAACCAAUGAUAACGAUGAUCUACUGUCGGCUGAGCAGCGAGCAGCAAAGAGGGAAAUUUUUAAACCUAUUCAAGAGGACUGCCCAAAAUUUCCCACCGAAAAACCACCGCCUACAACAAAGUUUCCCAUCAAUAAGAAUGCUGAAAAGCAAAUAGAACUGGGUGAAAAAAGAGAACAGGAAGCCAAGGAUUUAAAGCGACUGAAGGAUAUUACUAAAAGAAAGAAGUCUGAACUCGAGGAGAAAAUAGAUGGGCAAAGAAAGAAAUUUACAGAUGUCAACUUGAUUGGGAUGAAUUUAAAAUCUGUGGAGGCAAAGGAACCAACUCCUCCUAAGGGAGCUGCUCCUCCACCGAAGGCAGGUGCUACUCCUACGAAGCCUCCUCCCAAAGGUCCACCGCCUGGAACACCGCCACCCCAGACGAAAACCACUUUUGGAUCCCUCGCCGAUGCCGAUCGCAUCUUUACCAAUCUCUACGGACGUCACGAUUGGCGUUUGAAGGCGGCCAUGAAGCGUGGCGAUUGGUACAAGACCAAGGAGAUCCUGGACAAGGGUGACAAGUGGAUAGUGAACGAGAUCAAGACGUCGGGACUGCGAGGACGCGGUGGUGCCGGCUUCCCCAGUGGCCUCAAGUGGUCCUUCAUGCACAAGCCGCCCGAUGGCAGGCCCAAGUUUCUGCUGGUCAAUGCGGAUGAAGGGGAGCCGGGUACCUGCAAGGAUAGGGAGAUAAUGCGUCAUGAUCCGCACAAGCUGAUCGAAGGAUGCCUCAUCGCUGGACGGGCCAUGGGCGCCAACACCGGAUUCAUUUACAUUCGCGGCGAGUUCUACAACGAGGCCUGUAAUCUUCAGUAUGCCAUUAUAGAAGCCUACAAGGCUGGCUUUCUGGGCAAGAAUGCCUGUAACUCCGGCUUUGAUUUCGAUCUCUAUGUGCAACGUGGCGCCGGAGCUUAUGUUUGUGGCGAGGAAACCUCUUUGAUAGAAUCCCUUGAAGGAAAGGCUGGAAAACCUCGGAACAAGCCUCCCUUUCCGGCGGAUAUCGGUGUCUUUGGCUGCCCCUCCACGGUGACCAAUGUGGAAACGGUGGCCGUUGCCCCAACCAUCUGCCGCCGAGGUGGCAAGUGGUUUGCCAGCUUUGGACGCACUCGCAAUUCGGGCACCAAGUUGUUUAACAUCUCCGGACACGUUUGCAAUCCCUGCACCGUCGAGGAGGAGAUGUCCAUUCCCACGAGGGAGCUAAUCGAACGCCAUGCCGGUGGAGUGAUUGGCGGUUGGGAAAAUCUGCUGGCCAUAAUCCCCGGUGGCUCUUCCACUCCCUGCAUAACCCAAGAAGAUGCCAACUGCUCGAUUCACGACUACGAUGGGCUGAUGCAAGUGCGCUCGUCACUGGGAACCGGCGCCCUAAUCGUGAUGAACAAGGAUACGGAUAUAAUCAAGGCCAUUGCCCGCCUCUCCGCCUUCUACAAGCACGAGAGCUGCGGCCAGUGCACUCCAUGCCGCGAGGGUCUCCACUGGGUGAACAUGAUCAUGCAGAGAUUCGUGACGGGACAGGCGCAGAUUGGCGAGAUCGAUAUGCUGUGGGAGCUGACCAAGCAGAUCGAGGGACACACUAUUUGUGCUUUGGGGGAUGGAGCUGCCUGGCCACCGCAGGGACUCAUUCGUCACUUCCGUCCGCUCAUCGAGGAGAGGAUCAGGAAGCGCAAGGCCGAGGAGCAGGCGGCAGCAGAUGCCGUUGCCGCCGAGCGAUUCCCUUGUCAGACGGUGGCUCCUUGCCCAGAAUAAAGCGUGUGC
This is a messenger RNA of Drosophila takahashii, 2101 nucleotides long. It is a transcript of the gene ND-51L1, whose product is annotated as NADH dehydrogenase (ubiquinone) 51 kDa subunit-like 1. The record is from RefSeq and is a predicted model, not a curated record. Gene Ontology annotation, molecular function: NAD binding; FMN binding; NADH dehydrogenase (ubiquinone) activity. NCBI's taxonomy places the organism in Eukaryota, Metazoa, Arthropoda, Insecta, Diptera, Drosophilidae. Gene Ontology annotation, biological process: mitochondrial electron transport, NADH to ubiquinone.